AUGUUGAGAGAAAGGGGUUUCGGGGUUCUUUUGAUUAUUGGAAUUGUGUUGAUCAGCAUUUACUUGGUUGAGGUUGAGGGGAAGGAGGUGAAGGCUUUUGAAACAAGUGAGAAUCUUGGCACUACAUCCAAUCAAUGGUCUAAUUCGGAUGAAAGCCUCUAUGGAGUUGGUUUAACGGGAAGAAAUGUGACUGUUAGUGGCGGCAAGGGUGGAGGAAAUUCAUCGGGUGAGGGCCACGGAGGCGGCGGUGGUGGUGGGGUAAGAAAGAAAGAUGUAAAACAUAAUAAAAAACAUAAAAAUAAGCAGAAACGGGCGGGGGAGGCGGCGGAGGCGGCAAUGGCGGUGGGUGGAGGCGGCGGUGGCAAUGGCGGUGGUGGAGGAGGGGGAGGCGGCAGUGGUGGUGGAGGUGGCGGCGGAGGGGGAAAUGGAAGAGGCUUAGGAUGGGGAGAGGGCAGUGGAGGUGUGGCGGCGGUGGAGGGGGAGGAGGUGAGGUGGUGGCGGUGA
Benincasa hispida (wax gourd) is the source of this 504-nucleotide messenger RNA. NCBI's taxonomy places the organism in Eukaryota, Viridiplantae, Streptophyta, Magnoliopsida, Cucurbitales, Cucurbitaceae. The record is from RefSeq and is a predicted model, not a curated record.